AUGGAAGAUGAAUCUACUAGUGAUGCUUGGGAAAUAUUCAAGGAGCUAUUUAGAAAGUGCCCUCACCAUGUUAUCCCACAUUGCAUACAAAUGGAGACAUUUUACAAUGGUCUCAAUGCAGCCUCUCGAAUGGUAUUGGAUGCUUCAGCCAAUGGAGCCAUUCUUUCCAAGACUUAUAACAAAGCAUUUGAGAUUUUGGAAAGAAUAGCAAGCAACAACUACCAAUGGUCAAAUACUAGAGCUCCUACAAGCCGAAAAGUAGCGGGUGUUCUUGAAGUAGAUGCUCUAACCGCUCAAAUGGCCUUAAUGACCAACAUCUUAAAGAAUAUGAGUUUGGGAGGGAAUAUACAGCUAGCUGCUGCCAUUCAAAGUGCAGAAGUCUCAUGUGUUUAUUGUGGGGACGGACAUACUUUUGAGAAUUGCCCAUCAAAUCCAGCCUCGAUUUGCUAUGUGGGUAAUCAAAAUUUCAACUGCAACAACAAUCCGUAUUCAAACUCUUACAAUCCAGCGUGGAGGCAACAUCCAAAUCUGUCAUGGGGGGGUCAAGGAGCAAGUUCAAGUGGAGCGCCAGCACAAGGGAAACAGUCAUUUCCGCCAGGUUUUUCUCAUCAGCCAAGGGCUCAACAACCUCACCAAUCUCAAGGCUCUCAAUCCAGUUCCUUGGAGAGUUUAAUGAGAGAUUAUAUGGCCAAAAAUGACGCUGUAAUUCAAAGCCAGGCAGCUUCUCUUCGCAAACUGGAAAUUCAGUUAGGGCAAUUGGCAAAUGAUCUGAAAAAUAGGCCCCAAGGUUCCUUGCCUAGUGAUACUGAGAAUCCAAGGAGGGAUGGUAAGGAACAAUGCAAGGCAAUCAAUCUACGGAGUGGGAAAAUUCUGGAAAUUAAUGAUGACAAAACAAAAGGCAGCAGGGAGCCCACUUCAAUCCAAACUGAAGGGGAAACAAGUAAAAAACCAGCAAGUUCAGCUGCUGAAAUUGGCCCAGUUGAUAUAGCAUCGGGUCAGCAUUCUAUUACAGAAAAGACUUUACACAAGCCACCUCCACCAUUUCCUCAACGUUUUAAAAAACAGCAGCAAUAUGGGCAGUUCAGGAAGUUUCUGGAUGUUUUGAAGCAGCUCCAUAUCAAUAUUCCCUUGGUGGAAGCCUUGGAGCAAAUGCCAACUUAUGUGAAGUUCUUGAAAGAUAUUUUGACAAAGAAGAGGAGGCUUGGUGAGUUUGAAACAGUUGCUUUGACGAAGGGUUGUAGUGCAAUGUUAAAAAGCAAGAUUCCUCCUAAAUUGAAAGAUCUGGGCAGCUUUGCAAUUCCAUGUUCAAUUGGUGGUAGAGAUGCGGGAAGAGCUCUAUGUGACUUAGGUGCAAGUAUUAAUCUAAUGCCUAUGUCAAUUUUCAAAAAGCUAGGCAUUGGGGAAGCUAGACCAACCAUAGUUACUUUGCAAUUGGUGGAUCUUUCUAUGGCGCACCCAGAAGAAAAAAUUGAAGAUGUUCUAGUGCAAGUUGAUAAGUUCAUUUUUCCGGCCGAUUUCAUCAUUCUCGAUUAUGAAGUGGAUAGAGAUGUUCCCAUUAUCUUGGGUAGGCCAUUUCUAGCUACUGGGAGGACCUUGAUUGACGUGGAAAAAAGGGAGCUCACAAUGAGAGCUCAAGAAGAAUAG
This is a messenger RNA of Humulus lupulus (European hop), 1644 nucleotides long. RefSeq lists its product as uncharacterized. The record is from RefSeq and is a predicted model, not a curated record. The transcript has a single exon. NCBI's taxonomy places the organism in Eukaryota, Viridiplantae, Streptophyta, Magnoliopsida, Rosales, Cannabaceae. Bases 1 to 1644 code for a protein of 547 amino acids.